Messenger RNA from Poeciliopsis prolifica (blackstripe livebearer), 6309 nucleotides. It is a transcript of the gene tubgcp6, whose product is annotated as tubulin, gamma complex associated protein 6. Gene Ontology annotation, cellular component: gamma-tubulin complex; centrosome; spindle pole. The transcript is spliced from 25 exons. Lineage: Eukaryota; Metazoa; Chordata; Actinopteri; Cyprinodontiformes; Poeciliidae. The record is from RefSeq and is a predicted model, not a curated record. Gene Ontology annotation, biological process: mitotic cell cycle; spindle assembly; meiotic cell cycle. The coding region runs from base 365 to 5908 and encodes 1847 amino acids. Gene Ontology annotation, molecular function: microtubule minus-end binding; gamma-tubulin binding.
AUUGCUUGUAGCCCGCGUUUGAUGCUAGAAUAUGAAUGAGAUAGAGAGCUUGAAAUUUCGCUACUCAGUGUUACUUUGACAAAUAUGAGCUGAUUUAUGCUGAGUAAAAUCCGGGGAGAACGGCUAAUAUAGACAUUCUGAGCUGGAUCAAUUGCCUUUUUGAGUUUUUCAUUUUUACCGCAUAAAGGACACUGGGAAAGGAAACCAGCGCACCAGCCUUUUGCUAAUAAACAUUAGCAAAGAUGGGGAAACAGUUACUUUGCUUGGAUGGGAUGUUGAAAUUCACAGGAAAAUGGUGUAAACGGACCACAUGAGGAGGACUAACAACAACCUUUUAUCUUGCGUCUAAGACAGCAGUGCCAUCAUGUAUUCGAGUUCAAACAAUCCCUCAAAGGCCAACUCCAGCAGCAGCAGCAUCACAGAGCUCCUGAGCGCCCUGUGUGACUGCAGCCUCUCUGGGGUCUCUUGGAAGCGUCGGGCCCUCGGAGGCGUUUCCAGAGAGGGCUUCCACCGAGCCCUUAAAAAGCGGGCCUACGGCGCUUUGCUGUCUAAGCUUUUUCAAGAUGGCACCAAAGGGUCUGCCUCAAGACCCAGUGCCGCGGCCAGAACCCCACCCAGGAACAAAGUCCUGAUGAUGUGCUUUGACUUGCGAGUGGCCGGCUGCCGGGAAGAAGCAGAGGCCCUGGAGGAUCUACUGGGGCGGCUGCGUGAAGGAGCGUCCUCCGGGCUGAAAGAAGUAGACUCCGUCCUGGAGCUCCUAGUGUGCCUCGCCGGCUCCGCGCCGCCGCCUCCCACCUCUUUCAGCAGGGACUACAUGAGACGAGAGAGGGCUGUGCUACGGAGGCCGCAACCCUGGAGCUACCAGAGCGAGGAGCUGCAGCGGCUGGAGGCCAGGGCGUGGGGUCUGAUGUGCGCGGAGGAGUGGGGGACUCUGGAGACUCUGUGUGGAACUCAGAGGCUGAUGGACUCCCUGCCAAGGACAGGGUUGCUGGCUUUGAGGAUGAAAAUGGAAGCAGAAGAGAGAUUUGAGAAGGAGACGAGGAUGUCGUUGUUUGGAGCGCUGCAGCACACUCGAACAUCAGAUUUGGACAUCAGACUGGACCUCCCGCCUAUUCCCAGUAAUAUUGAUGUCACUGGACUGGCUAUCAGGGUUCCUCACUACUUGGAUCAAUCUGAGGACGAGGGCUUCCAGUCAGCCUCCAACCUGACCCCAGACUCUCAGUCAGAGGCGAGCCCCGUUCCAGAUGUUGACAUCUGGGAGGCUGUCCGCACAUUUGAGCCCAAAAGACGCCGCUGCUGGGAGUCUGUUGGCUGUCCACCAGGAAAAAGGGAGUCCUUCUAUCUGACUGAGGGAGGCAGAGAGACGUUUGACCAGCUCUAUCGGCUGUGGGAGGGAGAGAUGAGGGUCGUGAGCUCCGGCGACUCCACUCCUAUCCUCAUGCUGCCCCUGGACUCCCAGACGCAAUUAGUCUCCGACCUCCUGAACGUUCUGAUAGGAGUGGCGUCCACCACCUUCCCUCUCAACCAGAGCGUUCAGUUUGACGUCAGGCCUAGCGUGUGCGUGUCGGGAGCUUCUCCAGAGAGCGUGUCUCGUCUUCUGGGGGAGUUGGCCCAGUAUGGCACCCACUACCUGAGGCUGAGUCGCUUUUCUCUCCAGAGUGCUGACAAGAAGGGCCUAGUCUUCCAGGCGUUCACCGGUGGUCUGAGGAAGUAUCUGCAUUACUUCAGAGCUUGCGUUCUCAGCACUCCCCCCACUCUCAGCCUGUUGACCAUCGGCUUCCUCUUCCGCAAAGUGGGCCGCCAGCUCAGGUACCUGUCGGAGCUGUGCUGUGUGGACGGACCGUCGGGCUCAGGCCAGGCCGCCUUCCCUGUGGGUGUUAAGCUGCUGUCCUACCUCUACAAUGAAGCCCAGAGUAACUGCAGCAACGAGAACUAUCCCAUCCUGCUGUCCUUGUUGAAGAGCUGCUGUGAACCUUACACACGGUUUGUGUCCGACUGGGUGUACAGCGGCGAUUUUCGAGACGUUUGUGGAGAAUUCAUGAUCCAGGUCAACGAGGAUUACCUCGGUUUCAGGGACAAACACUUCUGGGUUCAAGGCUACACUCUGAUCUCGAAAGAUGUGGAGGACUGUGUGCCAGUCUUCCUGAGACACUUUGCCAACGACGUCUAUGUCUGUGGGAAGACUAUAAACCUUCUCCGAAUCUGCUGUCCACAGCACUACAUCUGCUGGUCGGAGCUGCCGGUGCCUCGCAUCGCCGUCACCUUCUCCCUGCAGGAGGUGGAGGAGAUUGAGCGGGAAUGCGCGGUGUAUCGCGGCCGCAUGGAGAGGAUCGCCAAACACAGCGCCGUCAGCAGGGAGGAGCAGGCCCUGCGAGCAGAGCGAGCGCGCCAGGAGCUGAUCAAUCAGGUCAGGGAGUCGGCGGCUAAAACCCUGGAGAGUAUCCGAGGGCGCCAGGUGUCACAGCGUCUAGCUGAGGAGGCCAAGAAAAGGGAACGCUUUGAGGAGCUGAAGCAGCACCUGGAACAGGAGCAGGAGUGGCGAAAUGCAGCCAAGAAGAAGCAGGAGGACGACGACUUUGGCUUUGCCAGAGAGCUGAGAGACAGAGAAAAGAGACUGCAAGCCCUGGAGGAGCAGCUGGAGCAGAGAGCCAGAAAGGAGCUGAUUGCUCAGUACAGCCGUCUGUCGGAGGAAGCGGCUCGCAGAGAGAGACGGGCCAUGUGGAGAGUGCAGCGAAUGAGACUCCACGAAGCCAGGGAACAGUUCUUCACGCUCGACAGGCAGAAAAUUCAGGUAUUGCUGGAUAAAUACCCCUUAGGCCAGCAGAGCCCUCCCGUGGCUGCAUUGCCAUCUGGUCCUUCAUUAACGCCACAACAAACUCACGAAUUUUCCACUCAGGAGGAGCAGUUAGCAGACAUUCGAACAUCAGAAGCUGCAUUCCUGCCACUUAAUCCGUCAGCAGCAGACCCUCCUCCCAUCUCAGAGGACUUCGACAUCAGUGACCUUCUCACUAAAUCGCUGAAGCCUGACAGUCAGCAAGUGGAUAACGCCUUGGAGGAAAUUGGCUCUGACCUACCUGAUGCCCGUCCUGCUCUCCAACUCAUUGACUAUGAUUUUAGUGCCCCCUUUAGCCCACUCGAGGGUAUCGCUGGCCAAUCUUCUUCUCAGUCCAGGCCUCGGUGGGGACCUGCAGUCCACCCUGAGUUGACGCAGCUCUCGGAAGAUUCCAGCUCGGGUACAGACCAGGGUCAGACUGAGGCAGUACCAGAACAAGAGGCAAGUGAUGAGCAGAAAAAAGAUCAAACUAUUACUGCGGGAGUUGAGGCAGACACUAAAGACCAAGACUCAGAGAGUGGAGAUACACCUGGUGGAGGUGUUCCUCUCCCAGACCCUCAGCGUUCUCUCUCCAUUGCCAACAUAAAGGUUCCAGACAGAAGCUCUCAUGGCCAUUCAUCUGAUGCUCACAUAAAGGUUGGACAGAAUGUCUCCAAGGUAACUGCUCACAUCCCCUCCCCCAACAUUCACGGCCAUGCUUCAGACUCGCACAUCAAGGUGGGCGAACACGUGUCCGAAGUUGGCGCUCCCACACCGUCCUCCGGUGCUCACGGUCACUCCUCUGACGCUCACAUCAAAAUCGGGAAAUAUGUUCCUGAGUGUGUCCCUCCUCUUCCUGUCCGUAACAUCCAUGGUCAUGUCUCGCAUGCCCACAUCAAGGUUGGCGAACACGUUUCCGAAAUAGAUGCGCCGUUACCGUCGCCAGGCGUUCACGGCCACAGCUCUGACGCUCAUAUAAAGAUUGGGGAAAAUGUUUCAGACAUUGUGACGCCGCAGUCUGCGCGUAAUAUUCAUGGCCACAGCUCUGACGCUCAUAUAAAGGUCGGGGAAAAUGUUUCAGACUUUGUGGCGCCGCAGCCUGCGCGUAAUAUUCAUGGCCACAGCUCUGACGCUCAUAUAAAGGUUGGGGAAAAUGUUUCAGAUGUUGUGGCGCCGCAGCCUGCACCCAGUGUUCACGGACAUUCCUCUGACGCCAAUAUAAGAGUGGGGGAGUUUGUGUCUAAUGUAGCAGAAGGAAGACCUCGUUGGAGCAAACACGGGCACACCUCGGAUUGUGUCCUCCAGCCGGGUUGUGUGGUCUCUGGAGAAGAACCCCCAUCAGCCCCUCUGCCUGGCAGCUCUUAUGGUCACUCCUCGGACUCAGCUUUAGGUAUCGGGUGCGUGGUCCAGGGAGAGGAGCCCAAACGAGCAGCCUUACCUGGCAGCGCACACGGACAUUCGUCAGACUCUGCUUUGGGGAUCGGAUGCGUUGUCUCAAAAGCCGACCCACUUCCAUCGCCACUACCAGGCAGUGCCUACGGUCACUCCUCUGAUUCAACGCUGGGCAUUGGCUGCGUGGUGCAGGGGUCAGAGCCGCCACCUGCUGCACUGCCAGGCAGUGCCUACGGUCACUCCUCUGAUUCAACACUGGGCAUUGGCUGCGUGGUGCAGGGGUCAGAGCCACCACCCACUGCACUUCCAGGCAGUGCCUACGGUCACUCAUCAGACUCUACUUUGGGGGUUGGAUGUGUAGUGAAAGGAAAAGAUAAGAACCUGCAAAAGACAAAGGAUGAGGAAGACAAAGUUUCUCCUUCAGGCAGCCCCACAGAUGACAGGAUGGUGUGUUGGACGACUGGUUUGUGGUUAUCCCCUGGAGAGAAGACCCAGCAGGAAUACCUCAUGGCCCUGUCCGCUCAGUACCAGGUGGAACAUUACGAGGACUGCUACAACUUACUGGCUUCGUCCCCCGAGUCCCAGCUGCUGAAGCAGGUAACGCGGGGGCCCUGGGGCCUUCCCAUGGACCCAACGCUCCGCAAAGCCACAGACACCACAGCUGUCCAGCUCAGUGAGAUGGUUUCCCUGCCGGUGCUGAUAAAGCACUCUGUCACCGCCCCGCUCAUCACGCAUGUCUCCUUGGUGAAUAAGGCUAUAGUGGACUACUUCUUUGUGGAGCUAGGGGUGGAAAGGCACUUUGAGGCGCUGCGCCACUUCCUGCUGAUGGAGGAUGGCGAGUUCGCCCAGUCUCUCAGCGAUCUGAUCUUUGAAAAGAUGGCCAGCGGCCAGACUCCGGGCGAGCUGCUGACCCCGCUGGUCCUAAACUCCAUCCUCAGUAAGGCCCUGCAGUAUAGCCUCCACGGAGACACUCCAUUAGCUCCUAACUUCACCUUCGCCCUGCGCUUCCUGCCCGAAACCUUCCACCCCCACGCGCCAGACUCCCUCAACUGCUUGGAGCUGCGCUACAAGGUGGACUGGCCGUUGAACAUCAUCAUCACCGACAGCUGCAUGAACAAGUACAACCGCUUAUUUUCGUUCCUGCUGCAGCUCAAGCACAUGGUGUGGAGCCUCAGGGAUGUCUGGUUUCACCUCAAGAGGACAGCGCUGGUGAAAGGCGCGGGCCGCUCGGUGCAGUUCCGUCAGCUGCAGCUCUACAGGCACGAGAUGCAGCAUUUUGUCAAAGUCAUACAGGGUUACAUCGCCAACCAGAUCCUGCAGGUGUCCUGGACUGAGUUCACGGCGAAGCUGGCCACUGCCGGUGACCUGGACGGCAUCCACCGCACACACGCCGACUACCUCAACAGAGCCAUCUUCAGGGGUUUGCUGACGGAGAAAGCGGCUCCGGUCAUGAACAUCAUCCACAGCAUUUUCAGCCUGAUCCUCAAAUUUCGGGCUCAGCUCAUCGCGCAACCCUGGGACAGCCAGCAGGGGGAGGCAGUGCACCCGAGCUUCAUUGCUAUGCAGCAGUCGUACAACACUUUUAAGUAUUACUCCCACUUCCUUUUCAAAGUGGUGACUAAACUGGUGAACCGAGGCUAUCAGCCCCAUUUAGAGGAUUUCCUCCUUCGCAUCAACUUCAACAACUACUACAAGGACUCUUAAGGUGCUCUCUAGUUUUCUGUUGUACAUCAUUUAAUUGGCUGAACCCUCCCUGUGGGCCGCUUCGCGAAGAUAUGUUGGAUUUAUGAUGGUGUUCAAACGUCCUUGAAAUCCCACCUCUGCUGUCCUCCAUUUAGGAACCAAACAGUAAUUAAUGUUGAGCCCUUAAUGGUUUCCAUGCACUUAAACAAUCAAGGCGGCAUGCGUGAGCUGGAGCUCAUGACUGUUGUGAUGCAUCUCGUAUACAUGCGGGCGUUCAUCAAUGUACAUUUAAAGCUAAUAUAAACGAAGCGUUCAUGUGUGAAUACAAAGUUGACAUGUGUUCUGAGUCUGUUUUUAUGUCAAAUUUCUAAAGUAAUGUGUUAAAAAAAAAAAAACUCCAAGCAAUAACUCUGUUAAGAAAU